AUGCCUGACUUGUUGGCGGCAGGUUUGCCGUUGCCAGUGGAAGCGCAGAGUGCACGGCAGCAAGCUGAUGGUGCAGGUAGUGACAGUGGUUGGAACCAGAAUGAUCCAUUUUCACGGACGGACAAGUGGAUUGGAAAUCCACCUCAGCCAUCCUUUGAGAAGUGGCGUGAUCGUGAAAGUGAAGUGCUCAAUUGGGCGCAGUAUGUGGCGGAUUUGUCAGCAUGGGCGUCCCAAGCAUCUUUGCAGUUUGGGACUGAGAUUCUGCAAGCGUCUAGGAGUGCCACGUUGAUCCAUGCUUUCAUGGAAGGAGUGGACAUUCAGGCCAUGACCUCUGACGGUAGUGCAGGAACCAGUGCGAACGGAUAUGAGCUUCUGCGUCAGCUUACGCCGAGCAUGCAGCUAGUUCAGCUUCCCGUCCGCAAAGGUAUGGAACAGGAACCACGAUUGCCAUUGCCAGGACCUGAGGGUGUGCCCGCUGAGCUAUAUGCUAUUCAGCAUCUCACACAGGAGGCAGUUGCCUUCUCCCAUUUUGUGCAUCGCGUUCUCUUCGGCUUGGGAGAGAUUGAGGAGAAGGAACAGGUGGACAUUGUAUUGGAAUCAGAUUCCAGCUCAGCGUUGCAGUUGAUUGGUGCUGUUGAUCUUCCACGUCGUUCCCGGCACAUUGAUAUCAAGUUGACAUGGUUGAAGGAACGUGUUAGUUCCAAUGAGGUGCAACUUCGACAUCGAGCGGGAACGCAGAAUGUGGCAGAUCUUUUCACCAAGUGUCUCGGAACACGUGAUUUCCUUCGACAUCGAGCGGUGUUGGGAUUCAUGCAAGCGGACAUGCCAUUGAAUGAGCUGUGGUUGUUGGCUGAAGCGUUUCAUGUAAGCAAUCAGGCAUCAGGUUCAAACAACCCAGACUACUUGAUGGUUGAGGUGUGUUGCGCUGAGAAUUCCAACUUGAGGUUGGCCUGUGAGCGAUCGAACAUUAUGUAUGUUGGUAUCACGGCUAACAUGGAAACAAAAGGAAUCAAACAGAGGGUUGCCCACUUGGUAAAGAUGAAAAGGAGCCAAGGGUUUUGGAUUCAUGUGCACGUAUCCACACCAUGUAAGACAGGUUCACCGUUGCAGCACUUUCGAGAAACUGAGAAACUGUCUUCCGAAGAACAGCAGACAUGGGAACAAGUCAUGGAAGCAACCACGCAUUACCUGAGGCUUGGUGACGUGGGCUCAUUUGAACUCCCGUUGUACAACAACAUAUGGGGAGGCCACUUACUCUUCGUGUGA
Durusdinium trenchii is the source of this 1266-nucleotide messenger RNA. The record is from the annotation of a GenBank genome assembly. Lineage: Eukaryota; Dinophyceae; Suessiales; Symbiodiniaceae.